Molecule: messenger RNA, 3129 nt
Organism: Pestalotiopsis fici W106-1
Lineage: Eukaryota; Fungi; Ascomycota; Sordariomycetes; Amphisphaeriales; Sporocadaceae
Exons: 6
Coding region: 1-3129 (1042 amino acids)
Biological process (GO): cytoskeleton organization
Cellular component (GO): cytosol
Source: RefSeq, a predicted model, not a curated record
AUGAACUCGCUGUGGUCGAAGGCCGCGCCCGAGGGCGAGCCUCAGACGGGUCCGUCCGAGCCUGAGGACCUCGCCGACACUGGAGUCACUGCAGAGGAUGCAGGAGAGGCGUCCACCGCUGCCAGCAGCUCUGUCAAUACCAAUGCCAGCAACGUCCUGUCUCUGCGGCCCAAUCUGCAGCGCAACUCGAGCACUCCCGGCCUGCCACCGCCCCCGAACGAUCCUCCUGCUCCCCCGUCACAGCUACAGUCCCAAUCUGACCAGCAAUUGGACUCGCUAUCCCUCGCGCAGCUCAGAAAAUACGUCUCUGAAUUUCCCAAGAAUAACGAGGCGGCCAUUGCCUACGAUUUCGUCUACGAAGAUACUGGUCCCCAUGCGGAGGAGAUUGAUGAAUGGUUCGUGUAUGGGCAAUUCUGGCAGUGGGUGCGCCUCAAUGGAAGCCAACGUAUCUGGGAGAUGGGUUGGGAAGAGUUUGGCGGUGGGCAAGAUUGGAACGAGGCAGAUCAAGACACCAAAGCCGAUUUUGUGCGAAAGUGGCUCGUCGGUAUCCAGGACGGGGACGAUGUCACCAGGGUUCACGCUAUUGGUAGGAUCAUGUAUCUGAUCUUGGGGCGAUGGAUAGAGACUGCGCAGCCCGGUCCCUUUGGCGACAGCGAAAAUAUGCCGGAAAGGCUGAAGGGCAGAAGCGUUGCUACGCAAGGACAGUUGUUGGCAAUGAAGGAGGGCGUGGAGCUGAUAGCUCAAGUUGGUGGUCUGCCCAUCAUUUGGCAGGCGUUACAGCAUGCAUUGGAGGCGUUGUGGACAUUGGAUCCAACAAAACACCAAUCAGAAGGGUCUCAAGAGGCCCAAGAUGAGCUUAUGAAUUUGAUGACAAUCAUGUAUAUUACGAUACAGGAGGUUCUGGGCAGUGGCGAGGAGAUGGCAGAAGUUCGCGACAAGCUUCUCGAAUUGAACCCAAACAUUGCAGUUUUCAUGCUUAACUCGGUCGCCAAGAUUCGCUGGCUCGACGGAGUACCAACUUCAAUGACUCAAAUACUCUUGCUGUUCUGGAAGUCCAUAUUACUGGUAUUUGGCGGUAUGGAUGCGAUCGUUGAGACCAAGGGGGCCCUUGGCGAGGCGCCCGCAAGUGCCAAGGAUAAAGACACCAUUUCUGCAUCCCCAUUAGAUUAUCACACUUUCCGCCAGGAGAUAUCUUCAAAGUACCCCUCCUAUGUUCCGCCACAAUUACCGAUUUCCUUGGAGCCUGACGACACCUCACUCCUGCCACCUUUGCCAAAUCACCCGACGCGAAACAAUGGAUCGAACGGAAUAUUACCCGCGCCUCCAAACACGCAAAGCGGAGGUGCUUCUAUUCUACACCAGCCGGUUCAUAUUGCAACGCCGGCCCCUUCGCCGCCUCCAUCCCCCGCGGCUGGUGGUAAGGGUGGCAAGAAGCAGAACUACCAGACUAAUCAAAAUUUCCCCUUCAUGUAUCCUCCUCUCGAUGAAAGCAGCAACAGCGCAGGCGGAAAAGGCGGAGCUGGUCUACAGGAGUCCCUGGUGGGCCGAAAAUGGGAAGGCAGUGAUAUACCUGCUUCGAUUCUAGAGGCUGGAGAGCUCUUCUCCAAACGGGUUCGGAUGACGCGAGCAGUACGUCAAUUGUGGGAGGAGCGACAGAGAUUCCUGAAAUUCGAGAGGGGCUUUGAUGUGUCUGUAGACGACGACGUCGACGAACUUGAACUUGACCUUGACGCACUCGAGGUAGGUCCUGACAACGAGGUUGAUGACGACAAACUGCUCGCUCUUAUCGAGAAGAGAACUGCAACUACAAGAUCGAAAGAGGUCGACUAUGGCCCGGAUCCCGACAACCUUGACUCGAAAUUCAAACAUCGCUUAGAUGCUAUUGAGAACUUUUAUGAUGCCACGCUACCACAGUUGCAAUCUAUCGUCAUUGUCCUAAUGAGGGUCGUGCUGGCCAACGUGACUGCUUUCAUCACCAUGCCUCAACGAGGGCAGGAUGGUCAACAGAACCAAGGGCGCUUCAAUCAAAGCGGGGCACCCUUUUCUCGGUCUCAGGAUGGCAUAGGUGUCAAUGGCGCCAUUGCUCCAGAUGCCCCCGAUAUGUCUCUUGAGGACUUGGAUCAAGUCAGGGCACGUGAGUUGGAGGGCAAAGCACUAUCAGGUGCCAUCUUGCUGCUCUUGAAGUGGUUCAAGGUAUCUCACGUCCUCAAGUUUGAGUAUUUGUGCCAACUGCUUCUCGACUCCAACUAUAUCCCCCUCGUGCUUAAAUUCUUCGCACAUCAAGAUGUCCAACAGGUGGUUGACAGUAAGACUGAUCGCACGGACCACAGUUUCUUUUAUUUCUGUAACCUCCGUGCUCGUGGUAAUGGUGACAAGCCAAUGGAGCCCACGGAAAUCGAUGGCCCAGACGAUGAGAGCGAGGACGAUGCGGCGCCGCCUCCUAUUAAGCGCAAGAAGUCGCCGCCAGCAGCGUCUUCGUCGACUGAGGAGCAAGGAGCAAAGAUGAACAAUCAUGCCCAUGAACGACCAGAAGUUGACGAGAUGGGGCAGCCAAUAAAUGACCUACCUAAGGAGCCCAUUACAGACUUCUCCCGUCGCAACUUCUUCUCCUUGAUCAACUACUUGCGAAUUCUGCAGAAGAUAUGCAAGAACAAGGCCCACCGCAACUUGCUCUUGGUGCAGUACAAAUCUUCCAACAUUAUCAAAAAGUCACUCAAAGUCCCUCAAGCCGAGCUUCGGCUAUACGCACUCAAGCUUUUCAAGAAUCAAGUGCCAUACUGCGGGCGUAAGUGGCGCCAGUCCAACAUGCGAGUCAUCACGGCAAUUUAUCUGCACUGCCGUCCCGAGCUGAGAGAUGAAUGGCUCGCCGGUAGUGACGUUGAUGCCGAGGUAGAGGAAGCGCUGCCCUUGGAACAGGCGCUGAGGAGCUUGACACAUUGGCACAAUGUCCAGAGACAUCCAGAUCAAAUGGCACCGGAGGUGAGACAAGCGCUUCAACAGGAGCAAGACUUUUUCAAGAGAGAGCUGGAGAAGUUGGAAAUCAACUGGGCAGAUACGAAUGCACAAGUCGACGGUGGAGAUGGCAUGUGGGAUGGUCAGGCCCCAAUGAGCGCUGCUGGAUGGGCCUAG